CUUAGACACAUUUUGCUGGGCAUAUACACCCUGUAUAGAGAAAGAGCAAGAGCUCAAAAGAUAGUAUGAAUACCGUUUACUGUUGCGUAUUUCUUUGUGCCACACAUCAGUCAGCUAUAAGCACUGCUCCCAUUUCGAUUACUGGCUGCUCCAAGGAUAAUCAUGAAGAUUCAAGACGACUCUUGAAGAACUCACAACGAGCCAUAAUUGAUAACGUUUGAAAUCAGUCGCGGGAAGAAAGUAGACGCAGCAGCUGAACGGCACUGACAAGUACCUGUCGGACAAUCCAUAGAUGUGUUUGUGAGAGUGUAAGGAAGAACCAUGGAGUCUAUAUGCAGCUCUGUAUUUAUUGUGUCAUUGACUAUUGUUAUGUGAAACAAGAACACUUGAAAAAGUACUCUUGUAGACUGUUGACUCAGCCUUGGUAUAGACAAGACGUAUUUUCUGAUUCAUUUGAAGAAAGUCACAGUUGUCAAGCCAUCUUCCUUUUAACUAUAACUCAUUUUGUUUCUAAUGUUCGACAGUACGAGCUACUUACAGAAAGUUACAUAUGUAUGUUGAAAGUGUGAAUUACAUUGUGCAUGAACGUCAAAUACAUCAUUAACUGACGAAAAGGAGAGUUUGUAUGUCUACUUUCACACUUUAAGACAUCACAAAAUGUUAGAAUGUGGGACCUGUAUGAAAGGACCGAAAAAACAGGAAUUUUCAGUCAAAAACGAGAAAAGAAGCUGUUGUGUGUUGCCAUAGCAACCAAACAUAAUACGACAAGGGAUUUACUCUGAGACAUUGGAAUAUGUCCAAGUAUCUAAUAUGGAUCAGAAUUUGAAUGAAAAAGGAUGGAGACAUGAAAAAUUCACAAUGAUGAAAUAGAAAAGAAGAUUUAAAUGUAUUUGUCUAAGAAGAAAUACACAUAGAAUGCUUUAACCAAGAAGAUCCAGUGCGGGGAGUACACAGCUCUCGCACACAUUGCAGGGACACAGAUGUGGAAACCAACGUACAUCCGACGCCACAGUCACCAGUUGCUGUUCACCAGUGCUGACCUGCCUCCACAUCCGUUCAACUAUGUUAUGAGUUUUCUGUGCCGGGUGAGUGUGAAACAAAACUUCUUUACUUUAUCAUGAAGUGGUACAAGAUAGUGUUGAGUGAACUUAAUUUGUGCAGUUAUCAUAUUUAAAGUUAGUUUUAAAUGCUUACAAGAGCUAAAGCAUACAAGAGUAUGGAAAAUAUACAACAGGUUGGGGACACUCAAGAACAGGUUCAUGAAAAUUAGCAAAGAAGUGCCUGACUGAGCUCAGUUGAUAAAUUUAAUUAAAGCUCAGAGUCUGCAGUUAAAUGCUCAGAGUGAGACUCGUGAGGAAAGAAUUAGGCUUAGUAAAUUCUCAAUUAAAUAUUAAAAUGACAAAUUUGGGUUUGUUAAGUGCCAAGGUCAAAUCUCAAAGUGAAGAAUUUAGUAAUCUGCGUGAAGACAUGGGUACUUUGAAGACUGAGUUUGACACUAUAAGUAUUAAAGUAGAGAAUUUAAAAGUAAGUAGAUCUAAAGAAUGAGUAGACAAACGCUUUGACGACUCAUAUAAAUCAUGUAUUUACCAACCCUAGUCAGAAACAGAAUGAUACCUUUCAGGAUUUGUCAAAAAGGUUAGAACUUAACAUUGAGAACAAAUGUAAUAGUGUAGAAUGGGAACUUGUUGAAAAGUUAGGAUCGUUCAAAACGUGUACAAUAUUGCGUAUAAUGAUGUAAGACAUGGGUUGUAUACUUUGCAAGAGAGUGUAGAUAAGCAGAAUAAGUUAAUGUCAAUCAUUCAGUCGCAAAUAACAGGUGUCAGUACAUGGGUAGACAAUGUGGAAAGAAAUUUAGAAGAGAAAAUAGCUAACUCUGAUAUUGUAAAUGUAAUUAGUUUGGAGGAACACUUUGGGGAAAUUAUAGAUGGAAAAGUUACCGAGAGAAUAAUGUCCGGAAAUGUAUCACCUAUUCCUUCUUCUGAACUUAAUGACACCAGGAAAGGUAUGGAUGACCUGUGGAAAGAGAUUAAGCUUAUCCAAGAUAAAGUAGAAAAAAGGGUAUCUUCAUCUAACGUUGUAUUAACUAGUGAAGCUGUGACUGAUUUACUAUGGGGAGCUAAUUCAGCGUUAUCUAGACAAUUCCCUAAGUUUAAGCUGGACAGAGAGGUACAUCAGACCAAAUUAUUAAAAAGAUUUAACCAAGCUUUGCCAAAAAAUUGGGAAGACUCAAAGAAGAUCGAAUUUGCAGUGGGGUACCUUCUAGGGGAAGCCUCAGAAUGGGGUACAGUAAAUAUUGAGAAUUUUUCCUCUUGGGAAGACUUUCAAAAGAAAUUUAAAGAAAAUUACUGGUCUGCCAGUGCACAAGAAAAGUUAAUAUCAGAUCCAUGGGACCCGGGAGGAGUCAUCUAUUCCCUAGGGACAUUACAUUCUGAGUUACGGGCCGAGUAAUGACUGUCAGAUCCAGAGUUGUUUUCAGUGUUUCUUCUAAAAUAGUUUUCCUGCACUGAAUUCAUUUAAAAUCUAAAACUAGCCUUUUUUCUUAUUGAUUAGAAAACUGGAUAUGACUAUGAAAUAGAAAAAAAGAAAAAAAGUGAUAUCUAGAUGAAAUAAAUUGACUAGAGUAUUAUAUUUGUGGAAAAUGUAAUAUGAUGUGACUAACUGAACAAUUGUUAUACUGAACUGUAUAGCUUUUCUAUUUUGUAUUGAGUAUUUUAUACCUUUUAUGAGAUGUGAUACAGAUGGGAGGGUUUGUAUAACUUUUGAAAGGGGUGGGUAUUGUAGUUAAAAGCAUGAUUUACAAGAACAGAUAAAUCGUGACUUUCAAACAACUCUCACAAACAAGUGUGCCUGAUUCUUCUACAUUUGCCGUUUCCAUAGGGUUGCUAGGAUUUCCUUUGGAGACUUCAAAGGGUGACGGUGGAAGAAGUCCAUUCUGUAGGAGACAAUUUAACACCAAACCUCCUUCGGCAUCUCACUCAAGUAGAGGUAGGGAUCCUGGGGAAGGGGGUUGGGAAGGCUUUCCUGUCUUUGGGGCUAUCUUCUUUCUCUUCUUUGAUCCUAGCAACCACAUCUAUUUUUUCCUUUCUUACUUCUCAUCUUGAGGACCUGUUUAUCUUUACCCUCUUUCCAUAUUCAUAAACUUCUAUCGCUGAAGUCCUUCCUUAUUUCCGUGAUUACUAAUAACCUACAUCUUAUCUUUAGAUAAAAAGGCCAAAGAAUCAGACUACAUAAACAAACAUCCACAUAUACACAAAUAUACACCUCUACGCAAAUAUUAAAUUAUAUGAGACAGUCUGUCACGAUGUGAGAACUGCCAGGUGUUGUAGGGGAAAAGGUGUGUACACAGGGAAUUAUGCACACAUAUAUGAGGAGUUAUGACAGUUCUACAUGAAAUAUACAUAAUGAACAACUAUAAAACAGUAAUGAGUAAUGGAUAAAUAAGA
Messenger RNA from Schistocerca cancellata (South American locust), 3443 nucleotides. RefSeq lists its product as uncharacterized. The transcript is spliced from 3 exons. NCBI's taxonomy places the organism in Eukaryota, Metazoa, Arthropoda, Insecta, Orthoptera, Acrididae. The coding region runs from base 1789 to 2448 and encodes 219 amino acids. The record is from RefSeq and is a predicted model, not a curated record.